AUGAAGCCCAACUACGGUAACCAAAUCAGAUGCCCAGUAUCCCACACUAUGAGCUCAAAGGAGUUGAGUGUACAAUUUUCUGCUGCCUCUCCCAACGCACAGGAAGAUCGUGAACUAUCCAGAUCGAGAAAAGGUGAAAAUGACCUGCCCCAUCUCUCACGCAGUUCUUCUUUCACAUUUGUUGAUGUUGAGAACUGCGUUUCCAAACUCCCUUGGCACAGGAGACUCUCUCACCACCUCAAGGAGGAAGUCGAUCCCGCUUGGAGUGACAUGCUCUUGCUAGCUUGUUCAUUCUCCAGCGGAGUGAUUGACAGCCUAGCAUUCAGAGCGUGGGGUAGCUUUGCCAAUAUGCAGACAGGGAACAUCGUCUUCCUCGCUCUGGGUAUUUCGGGGGAUUCCAGCCUUCGAUGGCCCAAAUGCCUAAUAGCCAUAGCCGCUUUCCUUCUCGGAAUUCUCUUCUUCAUAAAUGGUUCCCGCUUGCUCAACCCCCUCCGCCGUUCCACCCUUAUCACCUCAUUUACAAUUCAGACCCUUGCUGUCCUCAUCGCUUCAAUCCUCGUGGAAACGGACAUGGUCAAAAAGAAACCGGCGCACGGUUCCAGCGGCAUUUCCUGGAUGGAAAUCAUCCCCAUCUCCCUAUUAGCAUUCCAGGCCGGUGGGCAAAUCAUCACCUCCCGUCUUCUGAAAAUAGAUGAAAUCCCUACACUUGUGCUGACGACGGUCCUAUGUGAUUUGCUUAUUGAUCCGCGGCUGCUUGCCAACCCUAACACGGUCAGGAAUCGGCGAAUUGGAUCGUUUGGCGCCUUGUUUGUCGGUGCGAUGGUUUCGGGCUUUCUAUCAAAAGAGGCAGGCGUGGCGAGCUCGUUGUGGUUGGCUACGGCGAUCAAGGGGGCUGUUACGCUUUGCUGGGUAGUUUGGAAGGGAAAGGGGUUAUGCUGAAAUAUCUAUUAUGAGUUGAUGUGAUAUGCCGCAGAUGAAAUACGACGCCAUAACAUAUGAUCUGGACGAUGAUUUUUCUCUUCACUUGUGGUUUUCUUUCACAUUUCCACCAUUUUUCAAUUAUCUUACAGAUCCUCUUUCUCCUGAGGUGGUAAUUUUGAUGUCCGGGGUCCUAAACAGGUACAGGCGGUUAAUAGCCUCAAUAUACUUAAUCAUUCUUGCUC
Messenger RNA from Histoplasma capsulatum G186AR, 1163 nucleotides. Its product is annotated as DUF1275 domain-containing protein. NCBI's taxonomy places the organism in Eukaryota, Fungi, Ascomycota, Eurotiomycetes, Onygenales, Ajellomycetaceae. The record is from RefSeq and is a predicted model, not a curated record. The transcript has 2 exons. The coding region runs from base 1 to 939 and encodes 312 amino acids.